Messenger RNA from Electrophorus electricus (electric eel), 1427 nucleotides. It is a transcript of the gene pcgf6, whose product is annotated as polycomb group ring finger 6. Lineage: Eukaryota; Metazoa; Chordata; Actinopteri; Gymnotiformes; Gymnotidae. The record is from RefSeq and is a predicted model, not a curated record.
UACACGUCCGCUCGAUCGUGCGUUAUUAAAUGUUGAUAGCGGGCGAACAGAAGAAAUGUAAAAGUUCGUUUAAUUGCGUCAUGACAUUAUUAAACCUCUGAGUUAUAUUGUGGUUGUAGAUUAAACUCACAGUGGGUCCUAGACAGCUCCAUUAGUCUACCUCAAGUCAAUAUAAUAUAAAGUUAACUUAAGGACAAAGGGAUGGACGACAGUCCUGAGAGAAACAAAAGUUUGGAAUACAUGGACGACUCUGAUGCUGCUGAGAAACCUUGUGAUAAUAAUGACAUGUGGGGCGAGCGUUCCCUACCUAUGAAGGAGUUUUAUCCUUAUAUUCGCUGCUCUCUCUGCAACGGGUUCUUCAUCGAUGCCACUACCAUCACUGAAUGUCUUCAUACAUUCUGUAAGAGCUGCAUUGUCAAGCACUUUUUCUACAGCAACAGGUGUCCCAACUGUGCCAUCGUUGUUCAUCAAACUCAGCCACUGUACAAUAUAAGACCUGACAGGCAAUUACAAGAUAUAGUUUAUAAAAUGGUUCCAUAUUUGGAAGAAGCGGAGAGAAUACAAAUGUGCACAUUUUACAAAGAGAGAGGACUUGUAGUUCCAAAACCAGUGGUGGUCCCAGCCACACUUCCAGUGAAGCCUCAGAAACAGAAGCAGAAAGACCUCAUGCCACAAUCUGUUUUUACCAUUCCUCCAGAACUUGAUGUGUCUGUGAUGCUUGAGUUUGUUGGAGCUGAGGAGGGCAUUGAGAAUUAUAAACCCCUAGAGAGGAAGUAUGUGCGUGUAUCAGGUGAAGCCACUAUUCGUCAUGUGGAACUUUUUAUCAGAAGGAAGAUGGAGUUGAGUCCAAAUUUGCAGGUGGAUGUUGUUUGUGGGGAGCACCUCUUAGAACAAUGCCAGUCUUUGAGAGAAGUGCGUAACACAAUGGGAGAAAAUGCACUACAGGAUGGAAUGCUGGUUUUACAUUUUGGAAUUGUGCUUCCUGGUCAGUGAACAGAAGAGUUAUGCAGUCUUACCUGUCAUGCCUGGAAUUUCUGAUUGAGAGCAAUUUUUUUUCCCUCAACUGCCUCCUGUGGGGGAAAAAAAUUCCUUCAUUGAACCAAAUCUUAAUCCAAAAUGAAACAGUCUCCCUUGGCUAACAGUUUAUUUUAUGUUUUAAUUUCCUAUACUUUGUGCUGGGUUCUUGUUAAAUCCAGUUGUAUAUUUUAUUGAAACACUGGAAAAUUGGAAACUAUAGAUUACAAGAGAUGUUUUAAAGAAAAUGAAUAUACUGUGUUUUGUACUGAAAUGUUUUGAUGCAACAUGUUCUAUUUAAUAAAUACAUGUUUGAUUGUUUAAUGCUUUUGAAUGUAGUACAUGGGCAGGACUCUUGAUGAAUGUAGCUUUUGGUUUGAAAGAGUUUAAUUAAAAGUAAAAGGUUGUAUGAA